Molecule: messenger RNA, 3100 nt
Organism: Aedes albopictus (Asian tiger mosquito)
Lineage: Eukaryota; Metazoa; Arthropoda; Insecta; Diptera; Culicidae
Exons: 2
Coding region: 26-2218 (730 amino acids)
Biological process (GO): DNA integration
Molecular function (GO): nucleic acid binding
Source: RefSeq, a predicted model, not a curated record
CUGGGACAAGGACUUGCCAGAGGAAAUGAAGAAAAGGUGGAUCGAUUAUUACACCGAACUUCCACAGCUGAACACUCUUCGAAUCGAACGGUUCGUCGUGCUUCGUGAUGCAACAUCUCUAGAACUCCAUUUUUUCUCCGAUGCAUCAAUCGCUGCCUACGGAUCGUGUGUCUACAUACGGUCUUCAAACUCGUCAGGCGAUGUUAAGGUUUCGCUUUUAACGUCUCGCUCAAAGGUCGCUCUACUGAAGCAGCAGAGUAUUCCGCGACUGGAACUCUGCGGCGCUCUGUUAUCUGCCGAACUGUAUGAAAAAGUAUCUACAGCCCUGCGUAUUAUCUCGAAGGCAUACUUUUGGGUGGAUUCGACCACCGUUUUGAGUUGGCUCAAGGGUACGCCGUCAACCUGGUCGACGUUCGUCGGGAAUCGAGUCUCAAAGAUUCAACAUAGAACACAAAACUGUGAAUGGAAUCAUGUAGCGGGUCGUGAAAACCCCGCUGAUAUCAUCUCAAGAGGACUUCCAGCAGCAGAUUUAGUUCGAUGUGAAAAGUGGUGGCAAGGACCUCCUUGGUUGCAAAAUCAGAAGGACUCCUGGAGAAUUCCCAUUGACGACUCAGUAGAUCAGGAAGCAGUCAAAGAAGCGAGAAAGACGUCACAUGCAGCUACUCCUUCUUCACCAACUUUUGCUGAAGACUACGUAAGCCGAUUCUCCAGGUACCAGCAAAUGCUUCGCAUAACUGCCUAUUGGCGACGCUAUUUUGCCAAUUUACGGCGGUCAAGAUCGCAGCGAGUUUCCUUUUCAUCACUGACCACCACGGAACUCCGGGAAGCCGAACUAGCCUUAGUGCGGCUGGUUCAAAAUGAUGCGUUUUCUGCAGAGCUAAACGCAGUGCAAGCACAGCGAAUGGUUUCGUCAAACUCACCGCUCCGAUGGUUCAAUCCGAUAAUCGAUCCCCAUGGAAUCCUUCGCAUCGGCGGGCGGAUCAGUCGUUCCAUGGAACCGUAUGGUUCUCAGCACCAAAUUCUGCUCCCAGGAUCGCAUCCGUUUUCUACGCUCCUCGUUCGUUGUCAACAUGAACGACUCUUGCACGCAGCAACACAGCUCCUUACGAAUACUCUUCGACUACGUUUUUGGAUUCUGGGAGGAAGAAAUGCCACACGUCGUGUUGUGCAUGGCUGCGUAAAAUGCUAUCGCGCAAAACCGAAAUCCGUUGAGCAGUUCAUGGCGGAACUUCCAGCGCAACGAGUCACCGCUUCCCGUCCGUUUUCGGUCGUGGGAAUAGACUUCUGGGGACCAAUCUACCUCAAGCCUCGUCACCGCAGAGAUUCUCCUCCCAAGGCUUAUGUCGCUGUAUUUGUGUGCUUCAGCACAAAAGCCGUCCAUCUGGAGCUCGUCACAGACUUGAGCACGGCCAAAUUUAUGCAAGCCUUUCGCCGCUUCGUUUCUCGCCGAGGACUGUGCUCUGAGAUCUUCUCCGAUAACGGCAAAAACUUCGUCGGUGCAGCUAACGAAAUUCGAAAACUAUUACGAUCAGAGUCGUUCCGACAUUCGUUUGCCAAUGAAUGUUCCAGCAAAGGAAUUCGUUGGCAUUUCAAUCCGCCACGCGGGUCCCACUUUGGAGGAUUGUGGGAAGCGGCAAUCAACUCGGCCCAAAAACACUUCGUCCGAGUUCUUGGAGAUCGCAAAUCACCUUUCGACGAAAUGGAAACACUUCUUGUCCAAAUAGAGGCCUGUCUCAACUCACGCCCUUUAACAAAGCUCUCCGAUGAUCCGUCGGACCUCCAGGCUCUUACUCCAGGAUAUUUUCUGGUUGGAUCUGCACUCCAAGCCGUUCCGGACGUCGAUUACGAGUCGAUUCCGUCGAAUCGACUGCACUGUUGGCAACAACUGCAGAAAAUGCUACAAGAUGUUUGGAAGCGCUGGCAUGUGGAGUACCUGCAGUCAUUGCAGCCUCGAAGUAAGUGGCUGAAAGAACCGGUUCAGUUGCAAGAGAAUCAGCUAGUCGCGAUCGUUGACGAGAACCAGCCGCCGAUGCGCUGGCCCACCGCUCGUAUUCACAAACUCCACCCAGGGAAGGACGGUGUAGUACGAGUUGUUACCCUACAGACUGCGUCGGGAUUACUCACUCGACCCACUGCGAAGAUCUGCGUUCUACCCAUAACCCCUACCUGUAGCAAAGAACAAAUGUCAUCAGCGGUGCAGCAACCGCUGUCGGGCUAGAGGUUUCCAAAAGGAUCAACCUGGCCAUUCUUCAGGCAGAUCCAUCACGCGAUGCCGGAAUACCAAUAAUUCAAGGCCCUUUGUCUGAAGGGUCCAGGUAAGGACCUUUCCAAUCUACUCUACCAUUUAGAAGCCGGCUACCGGGUCUUAUUAUUAUUCCAUGUUCAACGAGUUCAACGUCAACUACGAAGUCUGGGUCGAAUUUCAACGAAAUAUUCACUACGAGCAGCGCCACUGGCUGCAAACAACUACAACGUUUGGAGACUUCAACCGGGGGCAGCAGUAAAUGGAGGAAUGCAUACGCAAUACAAGGCUCUCUAUCUAGAGGGUCCAGCGCUACAAUACUUCACCAAUACGGAGCUGCAGAAAUGGCUAUUUCUGCCGGGGGCAGGAUGUUCGGUAUCAAGCGGAACGAAAUCACCUUUCUAUUCGGGUAGCCACUAUCGAUGACCACUGCACUGGUCACUCACCGCUCUCCACGAUAACAGCUACCACUACAUCACCUCCAUCGAUCUCGAUGAGCAAAGAGGAUUGGCACCAUCGAUCGGUUCGACUGGAGAUCAGUGCAAUUUCUACCUUCUAACGGGCACCAUGACCGUAGGAUCGCGCGCGGCCGAUCUACGUUGCUGUUUCAAUCUGUUGUGUUUACGUGUUAGUUUAAGAAAAUUAUAGUUUAAGAAGAAUAAAUAGUUAAGUGCAUGUAGUUUUUAAUUCAAAUAAAUCUUGUUGUUUUGUGGACUUUUGCUAAUGUGUAAAAGAAGAAACUAUUGUGGUACUACAUAAGACUCCUUGGUGCAAAUGCAUGGAUGUGAAAUAGCAUCUAAAAGAACACUACAAUCGAUCUAAGACCAUAGGCUGGUCCACAAUUUCCACGGGUCGACU